Molecule: messenger RNA, 1854 nt
Organism: Menidia menidia (Atlantic silverside)
Lineage: Eukaryota; Metazoa; Chordata; Actinopteri; Atheriniformes; Atherinopsidae
Source: the annotation of a GenBank genome assembly
AUGCCGAUAACAAGUAAAGGGUCGAGACGGAGGGCUUGGGUCCGUGGGCCCUGUGUUUUUUCAAUUCUCUGCCAACAGCAGCUGCUCCUUUAUUCCUUUUUCAUCCUUGUUCAGUCAACAACUGUUCUUGGAGCACUGGAACUUCAGCUGGAUGAAGGUCGGCCAGCAGGGACCAUUGUCGGUGACAUAAGUGCCGGGUUGCCACCUGGUGAAACUGCAACUCUUUAUUUUAUCUCUGACCAUGAGGGUACAGGUGUUGGCACUGACUUACACAUUGAUGAGACCACAGGCAUCAUUACUACUGCAAGGCGCCUGGACCGUGAGGAAAGAGACCACUAUAGCUUCAUUGCUGUGACAAUGACAGGCACCACAAUUGAGGUGUCGAUCACUAUUAAUGACAUCAACGACCAUGAGCCAGUUUUUCCCAAAAAGAAAGUUGCUCUUAAGAUCCCUGAGCAUACAGCGGUGGGGACACGUUUUUCCCUGGACCCUGCGACUGAUGCAGACAAGGAUCAGUUGACCACCCAAGGCUAUGCUAUCCGAGAGGGCAACGUGGGCCAGACAUUUAGACUCGACACUAAGAGAGGUGCCAACAAAGUGUUGUAUCUAGAUCUGGUGGUCAAUGGACAGCUGGACAGGGAGAAACGCUCAUCCUACACACUAGUCCUAGAAGCCUUUGAUGGGGGCUCACCAAAAAGGAUGGGAUCCAUGACACUGGAAGUAACAGUGACUGACAUCAAUGACCAUGCACCAGCCUUUAAUCAGAGCAGAUACCACGCUAUCAUCUCUGAAAGUCUCCCACAAGGAAGUAGUAUCUUACAGGUAUUUGCCACAGACGAAGAUGAAGGUGAUAAUGGCCUGGUGCUUUAUGAAAUCAACCGCCGUCAGAGUGAUCCCGACCGUUUCUUUGUUAUCGAUCUAAAGUCAGGGGUCAUCACCCUGAAUAGACCCUUGGACUAUGAGCUCAAGAGGGUCCAUGAACUAGUGAUCCAGGCCAGGGAUAAUGCCAGCCAGCCAGAGGUGACCAAUGCCUUUGUAACUAUCCACGUUCGUGACUUCAAUGACAACCAGCCUACAAUGACAAUCAUCUUUCUUAGUGAGGAUGGCUCUCCAAGAAUUUCUGAAGGAGCCCAGCCCGGACAGUAUGUAGCUCGGAUAUCUGUCACUGACCCAGACUAUGGGGAGUAUGCCAAUGUGAAUGUGUCGCUGGAGGGAGGCGAUGGGAAGUUUGCCCUUACAACCAAGGACAGCAUAAUUUACCUGAUAUAUGUGGACCAGGUUUUGGACAGAGAAGAGCGAGAUUCAUAUGACCUCAGGGUGAUGGCCACAGACUCUGGCACGCCUCCUCUCAGAGCAGAGUCCUCUUUUACCAUCCAGGUGACCGAUGUCAAUGACAACCCCCCUCUUUUUGACCAGCAGGCCUACAGACAAACCAUUCCAGAGGUUGUGUAUCCUGGCUCCUUUGUUCUACAAGUAACAGCCAGGGACAAAGACCAGGGCCCUAAUGGGGAUGUGCGAUAUAGCCUUCUAAAGGGCAAAAACUCUCACUCUGACUGGUUUUCAAUUGAUCCAGUUACAGGGAUCAUUACCACAGCGACCGUUCUGGACUUUGAAUCCGAACCAGCCCCUAGUGUAACUGUUGUUGCAACGGAUAGUGGACGACCGCCUCUGUCAUCCACAGCGAAGGUGGACAUUGUGCUUCAGGAUGUUAAUGAUAACACACCUGUGUUCUCGAGCAGCUUCUACAAUACUUCAAUCAAAGAAAACACGCCAGCUGGGACCUGCUUCUUAGAGGUGAGAUUAAUCCAGAAAAAAUCCUCUCUUAAGCUAUGCUAUCCACCUCAGUUUAAUUAG